Messenger RNA from Callithrix jacchus (white-tufted-ear marmoset), 4436 nucleotides. RefSeq lists its product as uncharacterized. The record is from RefSeq and is a predicted model, not a curated record. Lineage: Eukaryota; Metazoa; Chordata; Mammalia; Primates; Cebidae.
GGGUGGAAAGCCCAGCCUUGCCCCAGCUCCUCCUGGCCAAAUGCUGUAGGCAGGAAAUGGAGGGCUCUGGGCUCUGCCUGGGUCACUCUGCUAGCGUGGUGGACCUGGGAAUGGAGUCCCGGUUCAGGUAACUGCCUUAUUGCUAGAGGACAGCUAGCAGCUGGGCCUACCAGCCCUGUUCAGGGAGAGGAGUGAGGAGUGUCAGGUCCCAGGACCCCCCAGCCUCUUGCUCUGUGCCCUCAGGCAAGUCACCUCUCUCUGGGCCAUGACCUUACCAUCUGUCACAUGGGGGUGGUGGUGAUAUUGGGUGUUCUCCAGGGACAGAGCCAACCCAGAGGACUUGCAAGCUGGUAACUUGGUGGGGAGCCGGGCAAGGCCCUCUCAUGUCCUCUCCGCUCACAGGCUUGGGCCCUGGAGCACCACUUCAGGAAGGAAAAGGCCAUCUGCCCUGGGCUGCUCAGCCCUUGGCACUAGGCAAGGGCAAGAGCAAGGCUGCCAUUCUCCCUCCCCUCUUUCUUCCAUCUCCCUCUCCUCUGCUCCGGGGUUGCUCUUAGGCUGUGGAAUGAAUCAGUGGGGCCAGGCUCUGUCCUGCACUUAAGCACACAGGUGACAGGGCCCUGAGAUGGGUGGGUGGCCCCAUCUCCCUUUCCCCUGCCUGCCAUCGGGUCUAGCACCACCCAUUACAAAGGGGGUCACCCCAUUCCAGGCAUGCAGCUGGAUGGCCCCUGUGACGGAGAACACUAUGGACUGCAUGUGUGGAGAAGCACCUGCACCUCGAGGCUGGGCUGUGAGGAGCACAGUCCUGCAUAGGGGCCUGCGGCCUGACCCCACCCUCACUGGGAACCCCCUUCCUUCCUGGGUGCCAGCCCCAGAACUGGAACGAGGAGCUGCAGGCAGUGAGGGACCUGCCAACAGGAACCGACCUGAGCAGCUGCUGCAAGGAAGAGCCAUGUUCAAGGGGCCCGAAGCCCCUGGAGCUGCCAGAGGGGUGCUCCCGUGCCACCUUCUCCUGCACCUACAGACACAGCUUCUGUUGCUUGCGCCAGGAGCUGGUGGAUGCCUUCGUGGAGCACAGGUGAGGAGCAGCCCUGUGAGGUUGGAGCUGCAGCCGCUGCACCCUGUUGGGGGCACGGGCGCCCUGGGUUGUUCUGGGGCUGGAUCUUUGAGGAGAGAAGCUCUGCACAGUGGAGCAGGGCUCCUUCUGGCCACACUCACUAAAUCCCCUUCCCCAUCCCCCACCCUCCUUGCCAUGAGGCUCCCAAAUGCAGAUCGGGAGCUUUGUGUUGGUUGCAAGCUAGCAAGCAGUCAAACCAGUGGCCCAGCUGAGCUGUGCUGUUCUCUUUAGGAGCAUUUGGAAGUCGCUGGGUGGUUGUGAAGGUCACAGUCCCUGAGUGUUGCUGCUGCUGGUGUUUCGUGCUUAGGAGUUGACCAUGUUCAAUGUCCUACACACAAGUAACUCUUUUUCAGAAGCCAGAGGCAUUCCUGUCUCUGUUGAGAGUCCUGGCCUGAUGGGGACCCCCAUCUGUCACCUCCAUACUCUGGCUGUCUUCUUCCUCUCUGGGGAGAUCUGGUAGCCACCAUCUUGUUGCUUGGGUGUGUGAGAGCAAAGCUGAGUUCUGGUCGGCCUUGCAGCAGAAGGAAGCUGACAGCAUCUAUUAGGCACAGGUGGGCUGUGCCAGGGCUGGCGGGCUGAACUGCACCUGUGGGUAGCUGACCCUUUCCUGCCUCUGCUCUCUCCCCUGUUUUUGGGUUAGAACCUCAAAGGCCUGGCCCAGGAGGCCGUGGCCCAGCAGUGCACUGUGAACAGGAUCUACCCAUCGGCUACAGUGCCAGUGUCCCGCCCCUCCAGGUGUGUCCAUGGGUGGAGCCCGGCCCCCACCCAGCCCAAGUAGGAUGAGCCUCACUCACAGCUCAUCCCCACAGCCCCUCGGUUCACAGCUCCCAGCAUGGCCAGCGUCUUACAGCAGCUCCAGGUCGUCAGAGACAUCCUCCUCAUUCCUCUUCGCUGGGGCCCCUCCACAGCUUGCUACUUAGAAGUUGGCCUUUAGUUUUUUAAGAUAUGUAAUAUGCUGACAUGGCCCAAAAUUGAAAAGUGCAACCAGUGAUGAGAAGUUCCUUGUGAAUCUUUCCAGAAAUACUCCAUGUGAUCUUUUCUCCCCUUUUUUCCUUUGAAAGUGUGGCAGGCCUCACAUGAAGGUUAUUAUUGUUUACUUCAUUUAACAAUAUUUCUUGGUGAUCUUCCAUUUCAGUUCCUAAGGAGUGGCUUUAUUCCUUCCCAGCUGCCUCUCACUCCAGUGCAAAGUGUGCCUUAGGAGCAGGCCCUGAGGACUCCUGCAGUGCUGACACAAGCAGUGCUGCCUUUGGGAGCCUCUAACCUCCCGCCUUGUCUCCCCUCAUGGUGGGAAAGGGGUUUGGUCAGCCAGGGGUGUCAGCAGCCCUGCCCCACACCCAUUGUCUACACCCAGUCUGGUAGCAAGGAGGCCACAGAGUGCAGCGAUUGGAACUCGGUGUGAGAGUGAGAGGCAGCUGGGCCCUAGGCUGAGUCACGUGCGUGGAAUCCUGACUGUCAGCAAUUAGGGAACUUUUUGUUUUGGGAGGGAAGCACUUGUUUGACACGUCUCACUGAAUAUGGCACAGACCCUGAUCUGUCUCAAGCGGGAGUUUAACCAAGCUAGAGGGGGGCCGAGGGCCCUGGCCCAGUCUGUUAACCACCUCCUCUCCUGCCAGAAGACUAAGAGAAUCUGAUAGCAGAGGUGGUGCAGCACCACCAGCUCCAGGAAUCCAGUAAAACAGGGAUAGGGCAUUCUGGGAGGUCGAGGUGGACGGAUCACUUGAGCUCAAGGGUUGGAGACCAGCCCAGGCAACAUGAUGAGACCCCAUCUACGAAAAAGUGCAAAUACUAGCCUGGUGUGGUGGUGUGACCUGUAGUUGCAGCUACUUGGCAGUUUGAGGUGGGAGGAUCACUUGGACAGGUCCAGGCUGCAGUGAUCCAUGAUUGUGCCGCUGCACCACAGCCUGAGUGAUAGAGUGAACCCCUGUCUCAAAAACAAGAAAACAGAGUUAGGGAUGAGGACCCUAUGGUCACUGAGCCUGAGCCAGCCGGACCAGAGGAACUGAGCUCUCAGUCCUGUGGCUGCCAAGGAAACUUCUCCCUCGAGCUUACAGGGGUUGAGAGGGAGAGACAGAGGGACAGUCAGCGGCCCUAUUAUCGGUGUUGCAGACUCCAGAGGAAGGGGGCAGGCUUGCAGAUCAGAAGAGGAGGUGAGCCCCUCUUCCACGUUCCACCCCUACCAUCCUCCUGGGACCCCAGCUUGCAAGCCCUCCUAAAAGAUGCUUUUGCACUGGUUUAGUGAAUAUGCAAUGCAGAGGCCUAAUUGAAGACUCAUAAAUGGAGUGUACGGUCUUCAGUUCCUAGCUGUGGGACCCCUUGGGUUCCUAAUCUUUCCCUCAGGCUCCCCAUAUUUCCUUCAGCCUCCCCAUCUUCCAGCAGGGGUGUGGAGGGUGUGAGUAUUGAUCUGUCCUUCCCAGCCUGUACAUUGCCCCGAGACAGUUGAGUGGAUGACCAGAUGGGAUUUCUCAGCUCAUCUGCAUGGUUGACAUUAUGGCUUCUGCUUUUACUGCCACAACUCCCAGGCCCAACCUGGCUUAAUGUCUUAAGUCGUAAGCCAAAAAAGAUGGGGAGCCAGGGCUCUGUGGCAGGGCUGGGGUUGGGGUGCACUUUAGUUUUGUGGCAGGAUGAAGUCUGCAGUGGUUUUAUUUAUCAUGAUUGGCCUGGUGGUAGCUCCAGGCUGAGGGGGACUGGUUUGUCAGUGGUGGUCCCCUAGAUGUCCCUGUGCCCAGCCUGGCCUGUUUGCCCUCAAGCCCAGCAGGAGGUGCUGCCACAGGCUCUGACUGGCCUCCCUGCUCCCUGUACCCCAGAUGGACAUAACCUUGGGGUCUACAGUCUGAAUAUAUCAUUCUCCCCAUUUUAACCUGAGCUACCUGACACGGAGUGUGGGGUGGGUAAGGGACCUGGGGAACCAGGGCCGAAUCAUGGAUCCUGGGGAAAGGUUACAGACACAGGAGGGGUUGUCACCUCUCUGUGGAGCCCCGCUUCUGGCCACACAGCACCUUCUUCAGAGACUAACUCUGGGGGUGGCAGGGAACCCCACAGGCCACGGCUGGACCCUCUCUCCACCUGUCUGUGCCUGCUAUUGGAGCCUGGACUGGGGGAGGAGAUUACUACCUUGUGAGCCUGAGGGAGCCACAUUAGGCUGUGACCUCUGCCUGGGGCUUUGCAGAGAGUUGCUUAUGGGUGUAGUGUCACCAGACACCUUGUUUCAGAGGGGGUGGGCAUUGCUGGCAAGUGGAGCACCCCCACAGCUGAUGAGGAACUUUUUCUCAUUUUUGAACCAUUGUGUCUUCAUUUCACAUUGGAAUAAAGUGAGAUUUUGGAA